AUGGUAGCAGAGAUGUUAGAGGCGGGAAUAAUCAGACCUAGUUCUGGCCCUUUCUCUAGCCCAGUAUUGUUAGUACCUAAGAAGGACAAUGCUUGGAGAUUCUGUAUCGACUACCGUGCACUAAACAGAGCUACAAUCCCAGAGAAAUUCUCAAUUCCGGUCAUUGACCAACUAUUGGAUGAGCUGCACGGUGCAUCAAUCUUUCCAAACUGGAUUUACGUUCAGGCUACCAUCAAAUUCGUAUGCUGGAACGCGAUAUACACAAGACAGCUUUCCGUACAUUGGAGGGACAUUAUGAAUUUCUUGUCAUGCCAUUUGGGCUUACAAAUGCUCCAGCAACGUUUCAAGGCUUGA
Molecule: messenger RNA, 354 nt
Organism: Microthlaspi erraticum
Lineage: Eukaryota; Viridiplantae; Streptophyta; Magnoliopsida; Brassicales; Brassicaceae
Source: the annotation of a GenBank genome assembly